CCGUUCAUUGGCUGGCUCUGGCCCGACAGGCCGGUGCAGGCCGCGCUCGCGGGACCCCCGGCAGUUCAGGCGUCGGAGCGGACCGGGCAAGUGUUGGCCGCGGACAUGACGCCUGGGGACCAGGAGGAGACCCAGCCACUCCUGCGGCCGCCGGGAGGCAGCAGCGCUCCCCGCGGCCGCCGCGUCUUCCUCGCCGCCUUCGCCGCUGCUCUGGGUCCACUCAGCUUCGGCUUCGCGCUCGGCUACAGCUCCCCGGCCAUCCCGAGCCUGCGGCGCGCCGCGCCCCCGGCGCUGCGCCUCGACGAUGCCGCCGCCUCCUGGUUCGGGGCCAUCGUGACCCUGGGCGCCGCGGCGGGGGGCGUGCUGGGCGGCUGGCUCGUGGACCGCGCUGGGCGCAAGCUGAGCCUCCUGCUCUGCGCCGUGCCCUUCGUGGCCGGCUUCACCGUCAUCACCGCGGCUCAGAACGUCUGGAUGCUGCUCGGAGGCCGCCUCCUCACCGGCCUGGCCUGCGGCAUUGCCUCGCUAGUGGCCCCGGUCUACAUCUCCGAAAUUGCCUACCCCGAAGUACGGGGGCUGCUCGGCUCCUGUGUGCAGCUGAUGGUCGUCAUAGGCAUCCUCCUAGCCUAUCUGGCAGGCUGGGUCCUCAAGUGGCGCUGGCUGGCCGUGCUGGGCUGUGUGCCCCCCUCCUUCAUGCUGCUGCUCAUGUGCUGCAUGCCUGAGACCCCUCGCUUCUUGCUGACUCAGCACAAGCGCCAGGAAGCCAUGGCCGCCAUGCAGUUCCUGUGGGGCUCCGAGCAGGGCUGGGAAGAGCCCCCUGUUGGGGCUGAGCACCAGGGCUUCCACUUGGCCCAGCUGUGGCGUCCUGGUGUCUACAAGCCCUUCAUCAUCGGCAUUUCACUGAUGGCCUUCCAGCAGCUGUCGGGCAUCAACGCUGUCAUGUUCUAUGCAGAGACCAUCUUUGAGGAGGCCAAGUUCAAGGACAGCAGCCUGGCCUCGGUCAUCGUGGGGAUCAUCCAGGUGCUGUUCACGGCCGUAGCGGCCCUCGUCAUGGACAGAGCCGGGCGCAGGCUGCUCCUGGCCUUGUCAGGUGUGGUCAUGGUGUUCAGCACCAGCGCCUUUGGUGCCUACUUCAAGCUGACCCAGGGCGGCCCUAGCAACUCCUCGCACGUGGACCUCUUGGCGCCUGUCUCCAUGGAGCCCGCCAGUGGCAGUGUGGGGCUGGCCUGGCUGGCGGUGGGCAGCAUGUGCCUCUUCAUUGCUGGCUUUGCUGUGGGCUGGGGACCCAUCCCCUGGCUCCUCAUGUCUGAGAUCUUCCCUCUGCACGUCAAGGGCGUGGCCACGGGCGUCUGCGUCCUCACCAACUGGUUCAUGGCCUUUCUCGUGACAAAAGAGUUCAGCAGCCUCAUGGAGGUGCUCAGGCCUUACGGUGCCUUCUGGCUGGCCGCUGCCUUCUGCAUCUUCAGUGUCCUUUUCACUCUGGCAUGUGUCCCUGAAACCAAAGGAAAGACUUUGGAGCAAAUCACAGCCCAUUUUGAGGGGCGAUGACCGCCCCUUCCCGUGAGCGGCUGCCCCUCCUAGCUGGACCGGUUUUGGGCCUCGGAGGGGAUGGAGCCCGCCUGUGACUCCAAACUGAGCCCCAGCUGGAGCCUGGAUGCCCCGCCUGCCCCCAGGGAGUCAGCAGCCAGGACUGUAGCCCCUUGGAGCCUUGUCCUCUGGGGCCCCUCCUUCCUGCCCAGCUCUCUACAGCCCAGUGAAGCACGGGGACAAGGUUCCCAGCCCCUGGGUCCAGUUCCCAGCCCCUGGGUCCAGUUUCCACUGCUGCCCUGUGACUCGUGAGGAGGGAACAUCUCGGAGACGCUUUGUUGUCCUGUGGGCAGUCCUCCACGUGCCGUCUCCAUCAUGACACGAAAGUGACAGCGGAGAAGGGGGACUCUUGGUUCCUCGUUUUCUGGAGAAGAUGCUUUUGGAGGCUGGGUGAUAGCCAUGGUUACUCCUCUCACGUGGCUGCCUUAUCAGGAAGGAACUUUGCCAAAUAAAUAUUUGACUCAGAAAA
Balaenoptera ricei (Rice's whale) is the source of this 2053-nucleotide messenger RNA. RefSeq names its product solute carrier family 2 member 8 (gene SLC2A8). Gene Ontology annotation, cellular component: membrane. The transcript is spliced from 10 exons. Bases 106 to 1545 code for a protein of 479 amino acids. Lineage: Eukaryota; Metazoa; Chordata; Mammalia; Artiodactyla; Balaenopteridae. The record is from RefSeq and is a predicted model, not a curated record. Gene Ontology annotation, biological process: transmembrane transport. Gene Ontology annotation, molecular function: transmembrane transporter activity.